AGGCUCCGGGGAGCGAUGAAGACGGCCAGGCGGGCCAGCAACGUGGAGGUGCCCUCUUUCCUCCGCCAGCUGGUCAAAGAGACGGAGAAGAUGGUCACCUUUUUCUUCAAAGGGGGGCCCAAGGAAACUGGGUCUGGGGAGGAGGACAAUUUGGAUGAGGACGACUUGAUGCCGAGCCCGUACCUGGAUCGUCCCAUCUUGGAGAAGCAUGUGUCAGAGGGGGGUUCUCAGUUGGGGGUGAACUACGCUGUGGGGAGCAUGCAGGGCUGGAGGGCUCAGAUGGAGGAUGCUCACACCUGCAUGCCCCAGCUGAAAGGAGAGCUGACAGAGUGGGGAUACUUUGCGGUUUAUGAUGGACAUGCAGGCACCACAGUGGCACAGUACUGCUCCAAACACCUGCUGGAGAACAUCCUAGCAACAGGUGUGGUCAAAGCAAACGAGGACCCCGAGCAGGUGAAGGAAGGGAUUCGCGAAGGCUUCCUGAACAUUGAUCGCCACAUGCACAAACUGACUCGCCAAGACAACUGGGACCGCAGUGGCUCCACUGCAGCAGCUGUCUUGACUUCGCCAUGCUACAUUUACUUUAUCAACUGUGGGGACUCUCGAACCGUGCUCUGUCGUAACGGCAAGGUGGUCUUCUACACAGAGGACCACAAGCCGUUCAACCCCAGAGAAAAGGAGCGCAUCCAGAACGCGGGAGGCUCGGUGACCCUGCAGAGAGUCAACGGCUCGCUGGCCGUUUCCAGAGCACUGGGGGACUUUGACUUCAAGGAGGUGGACUGGAGGCCGCAGACGGAGCAGCUAGUGUCGCCGGAGCCAGAAGUGUAUGAGCUGGAGAGGACGUCCGAAGACGAGUUCCUAAUUCUAGCAUGUGACGGUGUGUGGGACGCCAUUGGUAAUGAAGAACUGUGUGCCUUUGUGCGCAGCCGUCUGCAGGUGUGCGAUGACCUGAGAGAUAUUUGCUGCCAAGUGAUCGACCUCUGUCUCUAUAAGGGCAGCUUGGAUAACAUGAGCAUCAUCAUCAUCUGCUUCCCCGGCGCCCCCCAGGUGUCACAAGAGGCACUGCAGCAGGAGGCAGCGCUGGAGCAACAGAUUGAUAUGAAAGUGGAAGAAAUUAUCCAGAUGAUUAGGUCCAGAGAUGAGGACCCUGACCUUGUGUAUGUGAUCAAAUUCCUGGCUGCAGAAGAGAUACCUGGGCUCCCGCCAGGAGGAGGCAUCACCAGCAAGCGAGACUGUAUCAUCUCUUCAUAUCAGAAACACAUCAUGGCUCUCAGAUCUCAGGAGUCUAUGGACACCGAAGGGUCGGAGGAGGACUCAAACUAAAAAAAGCUGUUACCAUGGAAACAGAAUCAUCACCAGCUUCACCAUCUCCAUGGAGACCAUCUUAAAUCAGAGACUUUACAUUUUCAGAUGAGCACUGAACUAACGAUGAUUGUUUGUGUAAUAUACUUUCUUUGUGCAUUUGCUUUCUGGCAAAUUAAAGUACAUUUUAAAUCAAAUA
Molecule: messenger RNA, 1501 nt
Organism: Perca flavescens (yellow perch)
Lineage: Eukaryota; Metazoa; Chordata; Actinopteri; Perciformes; Percidae
Gene: ppm1na
Product: protein phosphatase, Mg2+/Mn2+ dependent, 1Na (putative)
Exons: 6
Coding region: 16-1323 (435 amino acids)
Biological process (GO): protein dephosphorylation
Molecular function (GO): magnesium ion binding; protein serine/threonine phosphatase activity; manganese ion binding
Source: RefSeq, a predicted model, not a curated record